AUGCCAAAGGCGCCGUCGUCCCAGGGACGUGGCGUGCGCCCUACGGGGGAGCACCGUCCUCUUGCUCAGGAUAUUCGUGAGGACGAAAUUGUAUCUCGAUUUGGACGUGUUCGUGCACCAACGCAACGCCACAGAAAGAAGAAGCAGUCUGAUGCCGAGAGCGAUGACGAGGCGAAAGCGCCGGGCACCUCGCUCAAAGUCACCGGUGGCCGAGCUGGGAAAAACUACGUCGAUCCCAAGUUGAGUCGAAAUAUCUUACGUCUUGCUCGCGAGCAGCAAGAAGAGAUUGAGCGCGAAGAGGCAGAGCUCGAGGCGGAGGCGGAUGUCGAGCCUCAGCCGGCCUUCCGCGAUAUGGACGAACUGGAAGACGACGAGGACCACGAGGCGGAUGAAGAUGCCUCGCUAGCCAGUGAUGAUGAAGAUGUUUACGAUGAUCCAGAUUAUGCCGAACUGGGUAUCGACCCAGAGGACCAAGCCCUUCUGGAGCGGCACGAAGAAGAGGAAGAACAGGCCCUGGCCGAUGAGGACGCUGGGCGGCCGCGCACCAAGACACUGGCGGACCUGAUCAUGGCCAAGAUUGAGGCAGCCGACGAAACGGACGGCGAUCGCAGCAUGCAGACGAUGGACGAGUCACGUAUGAUGCCUCCGGGUAUUAACCCCAAGAUCAUAGAAGUGUACGGCAAAGUCGGCGAACUGCUGUCGCGCUACAAGUCUGGCCCCUUACCCAAAGCGUUCAAGAUUAUCCCAUCGCUGCCUGCAUGGGAAGAUAUUUUGUAUAUUACCAACCCUGAGAUGUGGACGCCCCAUGCGACGCUGGCUGCGACGCGCAUCUUUGUCUCGAACUUUAAGCCCGCCCAGUGCGAGCGUUACUACCAACUCGUGCUCCUUGACAAGAUCCGCGAUGAGAUCCGCGAUAACAAAAAAUUGAGCUACCAGAUGUAUGAGGCGAUCAAGAAGUCCUUGUACAAGCCUGCCGCCUUCUUCAAAGGUAUCCUAUUUCCAUUGUGCGAGGAUGGUGGUGUCACACUCAGAGAAGCCGCCAUUAUCGGUUCAGUGCUGUCCAAAGUAUCGAUUCCGGUGCUGCAUUCAGCUGCGGCUCUGCUCCGCCUCGCCGAAAUGGAGUAUACUGGGCCGACAUCGCUGUUUAUUCGCAUUCUUCUCGACAAGAAAUACGCGUUGCCCUAUAAGGUAAUCGACGGUCUGGUGUACCACUUUCUGCAGUUCGCGGACAAGUCUAAGGGUGUGGAGGUAACGCGGACGCGACACGGUAUUGUGGGCGAACGCCGCAUGCCGGUGCUGUGGCACCAGAGCCUCCUCGUAUUUGCGCAGCGGUACAAACGCGAUCUCACGCCCGACCAGAAACUCGCUCUUCAGGACCUGAUUCGUGUCCAAAAGCACCCGGGGAUCGAGCCCGAGAUCCGUCGUGAGCUUGCCUCCGGCGAGUCUCGAGGAGAGAUGCUGCCUGAACCCCUGCUCGAGGAUGAUGACAUGUCAAUCUAA
Malassezia sympodialis ATCC 42132 is the source of this 1500-nucleotide messenger RNA. RefSeq names its product snoRNA-binding rRNA-processing protein ENP1 (gene ENP1). Gene Ontology annotation, cellular component: preribosome, small subunit precursor; cytoplasm; nucleolus. Gene Ontology annotation, biological process: rRNA processing. The record is from RefSeq and is a predicted model, not a curated record. Lineage: Eukaryota; Fungi; Basidiomycota; Malasseziomycetes; Malasseziales; Malasseziaceae. Gene Ontology annotation, molecular function: snoRNA binding.